UGUUUUUAUUAGUUUUGCUUACAACAAACACAAGAACAGUUUCUGAGUAGUUUAAACAUGAAAAUGUUUGCGGCUUGCCGUUUCAUGGUUGGAAUAGAAAACGGUGAAAAAUAACCUGAAUUGUUAGGGAAAUACAGAUUUAGAUUUUUUCAGAUCUUGAUCUAGAUUUUUUCAGAUCAAGAGGCAUAUGAAAAGAGGUUUUAAGUUUUUACGUAAUUCUGUUUAACUGGAUUGUGCUGAUUGUGGGAGAUGCAGCUUACAAAAUUACAGGUAUACAUGAAACAACAACCGUUCUGUUAUACAUGAAUCAGUAAAGCCAGGUAAUAUUCAACAUUUCCUUGUAAAUAUAGUGAUGUGCUGUAUGAGCAUGACUCAUCACAAUCCUGUACAAAUCUGAAAACAUAGAGUUUGCAGCCAAGAUAAAGAAACGUGUUUUUAAACAAUUAACUGCUCAAAAGUUCUGCUUUGUCUUUUUUAUUAUGUGUAGCUCAGGGUGGCAUAAAUAUGACUGUCUUUUUAGGUGAACAGUGUUUUCAAAUAUAUGUGAUUUUAGGCUAAAUUCAAAUUCUCAUGAAAGAAAAUUUGAAAAAAAAGUGAGAUAAAACAAUUAAAGAAAACAAUUUUAAAAAAUUUAAAUAAGUCUAAUCAGGACAAGUAAAACAUGUUGGUGUAUAAAACUUAAGCAAUGACUUAUUUAAACAGUUCCUACAAAUUUGUACACUUACAAACUCAAAGUUUCUUCAUCAAGCAUCAUACACUCAUAAAACAUUACACAUUGUCACUUUCAAAGGCCUGACAUUAACCGUAAACACCAUGGAUAAUAAUGGGAAAUUUGACAUUUAAAAACUGAAAUAUUAAACUUUGAUAUUCAAAUAGAUUUAAAUAGGUAGAGGUGCAGUGCAAUAGCUCAGCUUCCUGCCUUAAUAACCAGUAAACAAUCUCUCAUCAGUCUGUAAAGGGAAAGGUAUUGACUGAACCAUCAAAAACCUGCGUGUCUCUAAAAACGUAAACAUAAAAAGUUCUCUAAAUACCGAGCCAUUUAUGAAUACGAGGUGAAAUAAAAUUUUUGAUAGGUGCUCUGCGGUGUUUUUCAAAGCUGGGGAUCUGCUUUGCAUCAACACUGUAGGGCUAAGUCAGAGGACAAGGAAAUACUUUCCCUUCACAGGGUAACUGUCUGAGCAUCUAAACUUCUACCAAAUGAAGAUUCGUGUCAGAGUUAGUGGCAAGGUCAGGAAAGAAAAAGCAGAUUUGUUUAAUCUUGAAAAUAUUCAUUUCAAAACACGGGGUUAACAAAAUUGGACAAAAACAAAAAGGAAAAACAUUUAUAGUCCAACGAGUAUUGAUUCCAACUGCAAGAGUUUGUGGUCAGAGUUCGGCAGAAGUAGAGAGUGAUGGUGUAAUGGUGUAUGGAUUCUUGGCACCAUUUGUUGCUCUUGUUUAAACACUACUUGAGUUUUGUUGCUACUCCAUCCAUUUAAGACCUGAUCUUCUGAGAAGGUUUUUCUACUUUUUUGUUUUUUGAACUUGAAGACUUCACUGUACCCCUCUGCGCCAGAGCCAGAGAGGUACAGUGAAAAUAUAUUUCAGUUGUUGAUAGAUCAGCAACAACUGCAGAUCUAUCAAGUUAAUAUUGUGCACACCGGCGUCCUCGUGGCAGUUAAAGGGUUAAGGGAAUGUUGGCAGCGAGCUUGUAAAGUAAAAUAUUCUCUCACUCCACCUGUUCUCUUGGAGUGAGCUGUUACACCAAAUGCCAAAGGUCAUACUCGCUUGGCAGAGAUUUAAAAGAUUGGUGGAUUUCUAAGUAUACAGGCGUUGGAGCUAGACGAGUUCUUCUACUUGCUUUAUUGAUCUUACAUAAAGACCCAUCGGACUGCAGACAGACGCAACAAUGAAGUUUGAGAGUGUUCUUGCUGAUAUUAAUGGAUUUGGAAAAUUUCAGAUAAUGAUUAUUGCCAUCAACUUCCUGGGUCGCUUCACGCUUCCUUGCCACUUCAUGCUGAAUAAUUUUAUCGCAGCAACACCAGCUCAUCACUGUGACAUCAGCUCGCUAGAUGAUUUUCUGAAUUUAUCUCAGGCAGAAAGAAUUACUACGAGUAUCCCAGUCGAGACAGAUGGGAGGCCCAGCUCCUGUAGGAUGUUUGCAAAGCCUCAAUAUCACCUGUUGCUCAACUCUUCUGAUGUUACUGAUGCUGCCACUGUGCCAUGCCAGAACGGAUGGGUGUACGACAACACAACCUUCAAAUCAACAAUAACCUCAGAGUGGGACCUUGUGUGUGACAGAAGAGGUAAAAACAAAGCAACAGCAAGCAUCUUCUUUGCUGGAGUAAUGUUUGGAGCAGUAGCCUUCGGAAGUCUAAGUGACAGGUUUGGCCGCAGGAUCAUGCUCCUGGUGUCAUAUGUAUCUGGCAUGCUGUUUGCUGUAGCAAGCGCCUUUUCUACGACCUACGUGAUGUUUGCAGUGUUGAGGUUCUUCACUGGGUUCUGCAUCACUGGCAUUGUCAUCAUCUCAUGCGUUCUCUGUGUGGAGUGGGUGGACAUUGAACACAGGAAACUGGUCGGAGUCAUUGAUAGUUUAUCCUGGACAUUUGGCAACACAGCAUUUGCAGCAAUUGCUUACUUUGUGACUGACUGGCGUUGGCUCACUCUAAGUGUUACGUCGCCUUUAAUCUUGGCAAUCAUCACUUGGAGGUGGAUGCCUGACUCAGCGAGGUGGCUCAUUGCCAAUGGAAAACUGGAGCAGGCUGAGAUAUACCUGAAGAAAUGUGCCAAGAUAAAUCAAAGAGAAGAUUCCAUUCACACACUAAAAGCAGAGACAUUAUCCACAAUUGUAGACAAGGGGGCAAGAGGAAGAACUUAUACAUACCUUGACUUGAUUCGAACACCUAAGAUGAGGAAACUAUCUCUGCAAACGGGCCUCUUAUGGUUUUGUAUUGCUACAACAUUUUACGGCAUCAGCUUCAACAUCACGGGCUUUGGCUUAAAUAUCUACCUUACUCAAUUUACCUAUGCUGUAAUUGAGUUGCCAGCCAAACUAUCAGUUUACUAUUUGCUGGAUAAAAUCGGCAGGCGCAGCACUGAGGCGGGAGCUUUGCUGUUGUCUGCGCUCUGCCUUGGAAUCAACAUUGUCAUACCAAAAGAUAUGUCUGUGGCCAGAACAGUUGUUGCCGUUGCUGGAAAGGGGUUUUCUUCAGCUUCCUUUGGAAUGGUUUCGCUGUACACUUCAGAGCUGUAUCCAACUGUAGUUAGGCAAAAUGGAAUGGGCUACAACUCAUUCAUGGGUCGGUUUGGCGUUGCUGUGUGUCCUCUGAUCCUGUUACUAGAUGAGGUUUGGAAGGAACUUCCGCAGGUGGUCUUGUGCUCAACAGCUUUACUGGGAGGACUGGUGGCAAGGACUUUGGCAGAGACACGCAACAGGUGUCUGCCAGAGACCAUUGAAGACGUUGAAGAAACGCAGUCCAACACAAAUCAGAAGGCGUAAAUAUUUUCAUGGAAAAUGCAAACUGGAUGUUGACGGCUUGAUUUGUGCAAAUUUGUCUGCAAUUGAGUGGUGGGGCUUUAUUUGUGAAAAGUUGACAUUUUAAGAUUAAAAGUAGGUUUUGCUUGGUAAUGCCAGCCAAUAAAGGAUCUUGAGUCUCAGUUCACCACUGUUUUUGAGUUUCAUGUAUGUCUUCUCUUGGCAAAGCUUUAUGUUGUCACUGUCAAUUGAGUACAGUGCAAAUAUGCCAAAAUGAGCAUAAAUAUAUAUGGCAAACUGAAAACAGUAAAUAGAAAUGUAAAAAAAAAAAAAAGAAUUAACAUGUCAUUUAAUUUUUACGCGACAAAGCCAAGACAUAGUUCAAACUUGAAGUAAAAAUAACUCCCAAUCAAAUAAUUUUUGUCACACCAAUCCAGCAAAAAAAAAAGUAUCCACAAAAAUAAAGUCAAAGCUUGUUUAUUUAAGAAACAAAGCAAGCACAGAUCUUUGUUAUGGCUCCAAAGGCUCCUGAAUUAAAUUCAACCACAUCUAUAAAACCUGCUUCAAAUAAUUUCUUUUGAAAAUCAUAUUAAGCUGGAUCUAACGACUGCUGCUGAUAUUUCAUGUCAUUACACCUACUUACGGAACCGACAUUGAUGGAAAAACAAAAAUAAGCAAAAAAUACUAAAAAUCAAAAA
Gambusia affinis (western mosquitofish) is the source of this 4152-nucleotide messenger RNA. Its product is annotated as solute carrier family 22 member 7-like. The transcript is spliced from 9 exons. Bases 1889 to 3478 code for a protein of 529 amino acids. Gene Ontology annotation, cellular component: membrane. NCBI's taxonomy places the organism in Eukaryota, Metazoa, Chordata, Actinopteri, Cyprinodontiformes, Poeciliidae. Gene Ontology annotation, molecular function: transmembrane transporter activity. Gene Ontology annotation, biological process: transmembrane transport. The record is from RefSeq and is a predicted model, not a curated record.